Paramecium octaurelia is the source of this 185-nucleotide messenger RNA. The record is from the annotation of a GenBank genome assembly. NCBI's taxonomy places the organism in Eukaryota, Ciliophora, Oligohymenophorea, Peniculida, Parameciidae.
AUGAAAUUAUUAUUGCCUACUUUUUUAAAUAUUUCAUAAUCUGAAUGGAUAAUAAAUAUUGAGGCAUUUGCAGAGGAUUCAUUAACAACGUUGGAUGGUAAAUUUGAGUUAAAAUUUAUUAAGGAUGGAUAAUUUAAAAUUAAUUCUAAGUAACCUCUGUAGGAGGAUUGAAAACAUUUGAAUGA